Molecule: messenger RNA, 372 nt
Organism: Hibiscus syriacus
Lineage: Eukaryota; Viridiplantae; Streptophyta; Magnoliopsida; Malvales; Malvaceae
Product: protein disulfide isomerase-like 1-3
Exons: 3
Coding region: 16-339 (107 amino acids)
Biological process (GO): protein folding; response to endoplasmic reticulum stress
Cellular component (GO): endoplasmic reticulum
Molecular function (GO): protein disulfide isomerase activity
Source: RefSeq, a predicted model, not a curated record
CUGAAUACCAGAUCUAUGCACGUUGGUGUGGCCAUUGCCAAACAUCUAUGCGGAAUCGACUCUCUGAUUAUUGCUAAAAUGGACGGGACAACAAACGAACAUCCUAGGGCAAAGUCCGAUGGGUUCCCAACGAUUCUGUUCUUCCCAGCAGGAAACAAGAGUUUUGAUCCUAUGACUGUGGACGCUGAUAGAACCGUGGUGGCAUUUUUUAAAUUCCUCAAGAAACAUGCUUCAAUCCCUUUCAAGCUCCAAAAGCAGUUUCAGCACCCAAAGGGGAACCAGAAACAUUUCCAGAAACUAAGACUGGAGAAUCCAAAGAGAGCAGCAAUGGUGAUUUGAAAGCUGAGUUGUAACUUAUAAGAUGAUCAGAUG